UUUGAUAGAAAGAAAACAGAAAUGCAAAAACAUAAGCCGUAAAGGCAGCUGCUUAGAAAACUAUAUAUUAUUCGUGAUUGUACCUUCUAUAUAUGUACAUACUAUAUAACAACAAACACUGAUGGUCAAAGAACCGAACAAUUUAUUUACAAGUGAUUAAAUAGCAAAGCUGCUAAAUUAUACACUCAUUACAUUUCAUAAAUUAUACACAUACAUACCUGAAAUAAGUGCAACUCACCCGAAUCGAGAAUCGGACACUGCUAUUUUACUAUCUACAAAAUAACUAAUUUCUACUGUUCUAACGAGUUGAAAUCCAUGACUACUAGCAUUUUUCCGACAAACAUUGUUCGCGAAACAUAGUACGGAGUUGUGAAAUUAACCUAGUAAAGGCAUAUAGAAGUUUCUUGAAAUUCAUAAGCUAAUAUACAUAAGUAGUUUGCUAAUCAAUCUAUAUUGACAGUACAAACUAGUAUACGCAUAUUCAUUUAUAUUGUUAAGUUCGAUAUAGACGCCUAAAUUUUUAGUGGUUGGUAGCAGAUGCAAGAAACUUUAUAAAUAGCAAAACGAUCUCCGCCUUUGGUAUUGCAUUAACUAAAACAAAAUAUAAUAUAAAAAAACAGGAAAGAAAAUAAUUGAUGUCAACGUCAUUCUUGUGUAAAGAUUUGCUUAAAGGAGAUUAGAAAAAUGACAUUGGCUACGGGGAGUUUGGAACAACCGCAGUCACAUUGCGACGGCAAUUACAUAUUAGAUCAAAACACUAUGGACGUAGAGGAACGUAAAUCCUCGAACUUCUGGCUGUUUAGAGUAUUAUUUAACUGGACUUCUAGUUCGUCCAUAAUGUUACGGGCUGUGGAAAAAAAGAUUUUAUCCUUUCUUAAGACGCCAUAUCGUGGUUUCUUUGUAGAUAUUGGACCCGCCAUUGGUGAAGCUGAUAAAAUAUGGACAAUCAGCUUAAACACAGAAUCUAAAGAGAUACCUUUGGUUUUGCUACAUGGACUAGGUGCAGGUGUUGCUAUGUGGGUAAUGAAUUUAGAUUCAAUUGCCAAAGAUCGCCCUGUAUACGCUAUGGAUGUAUUGGGUUUUGGUCGCAGUUCACGACCUGGUUUUUCGAAUGAUGCACUUAUUUGUGAAAAACAGUUUGUCAAGUCAGUAGAAGAGUGGAGACGUGAAAUGAAUAUUAAUAGAAUGGUACUAUUAGGCCAUUCAAUGGGUGGUUUCAUCGCUUCUAGUUAUGCGUUGUCAUAUCCCGAGAGAGUUCAUCAUCUUAUAUUAGCUGAUCCAUGGGGAUUUGCAGAAAAGCCUUCAGACGUAAAUAACAACCGUCAAAUUCCCUUGUGGGUGCGCGCUAUAGCAUAUGCUCUAACACCUCUGAAUCCUCUAUGGGCGUUACGUGCUGCUGGGCCACUUGGUCAAUGGGUUGUGGAAAAAACUCGACCGGAUAUUACGCGCAAGUUUGCAGCCGCAGUGGAAGAAGACAAUAACCUAUUACCACAAUAUAUUCACCAAUGUAACGCACAAUCACCUUCAGGUGAGUCGGCCUUCCACAGUAUGAUGUCUUCGUUUGGAUGGGCGAAAUAUCCGAUGAUACAUAGAGUUAAAAAUGUUCGGGCGGACAUUCCUAUAACAUUUAUUUAUGGUUCGCGUUCAUGGAUUGAUUCGUCUUCAGGAGAAAAAAUAAAAGCGCAACGGGUCGAUUCAAAAGUGGAUAUUAAAAUUGUAGCCGGUGCGGGACAUCACGUAUAUGCGGACAAACCGGAAGUUUUUAAUCGUUACGUUAAUGAAACCUGUGAACUAUAUAAAUCGUAUCAAAAUGGAGCGGCUAUACAGGAUAAAACAGAAUCAGAUGAUGAACUGAGCAAUAAAGCAUUGCAAGCUGAAGCACAAAAAUUACAACAGUCCGAGCUCCAAAAAGAAGAAAAUAUAGAAACCGAUAAAAUCUUGCCUGAAGAUCCACAAACAGAUGAAGUUGCGUCAAACCUUAAAGAACAAUAAGGUGUACUGAUGGAGAAUUAUCACACACUUACUACCUGCAAUCAGUUUUAAUUUUUUAGUCGAUAUGUUUUAGUCAAUAUAUAACACAUAGUAUUAGCCAAAAUAUUGCAAUUAAAAUAUUAAAUGUGCUCAUCCCAAAACUGUUACUUCAGUUCUACUUUUGAUUAAACUCACCAAUAAUAGUAAAAGUAUUGAAA
Messenger RNA from Bactrocera dorsalis (oriental fruit fly), 2189 nucleotides. It is a transcript of the gene puml, whose product is annotated as (Lyso)-N-acylphosphatidylethanolamine lipase. The transcript has 2 exons. The record is from RefSeq and is a predicted model, not a curated record. The coding region runs from base 685 to 1992 and encodes 435 amino acids. Gene Ontology annotation, cellular component: lipid droplet. Lineage: Eukaryota; Metazoa; Arthropoda; Insecta; Diptera; Tephritidae.